GCUCCACGCGACAGUUAGCAAGCGUCCGGUUCCCUCUCUGGCCUGUGUCCCCUUCCAUUGGAAUGCGACGAGAUCCCUUGCCUCCCUCGGAGCUAAAAUUUCCACUGCGAUCCCGAUCCCCUUUCUUCCCCAUGGCUUCUUGGCUCGAGAUCGUCGAAGGUUUUCGAAACGUCGUAGCGAUCACGUGGCUUUUGAGGCAUGGGGCUGGGCAGAUGAAGGAUGCCUGAGCUCCGUAGCAGAGUGCGCAGGGGCCGGGCGCAGGCGACCCCAGCAGUCCAGGCUGAGCGACCGAAUGAGAGGAGGCGGCGGGCGGCGAGGAACCAGCAGCCGGUGGAUGAGAACCCGCCAGUGGCGAGGUCUGCCGAGCCGCAGGAGGAGAUCAGGCUUGCGGAGGGUGGCGGCGAGGUCGGGGGGGUUGUCGGGGAGGUGAAUCUUGAAGGGAUCGGCGAGAGAAGGAUGGAUGAAUAUGAUAGUGGGGCGAGGAGCGCCGACAAACUUCUCCCCCGUGGCGAGGACGAGGGGAGCGCCGCUCCCCUUCCGGUAAAGGUCCAGGUUGGCAGUUCACCAGUAUACAAAAUUGAAAGAAAACUAGGGAAAGGAGGAUUUGGGCAAGUUUAUGUAGGUCGCCGUGUUUCAGCUACUAAUGCAAAUGAUAGAAUUACUGGUUCUGGUGCUGUAGAGGUAGCAUUAAAAUUUGAGCAUAGGAGCAGUAAAGGCUGCAACUAUGGGCCCCCUUAUGAAUGGCAAGUGUACAACACACUUGGUGGUAUUCAUGGGGUACCACGAGUUCACUAUAAGGGUCGCCAAGGGGAUUAUUAUAUCAUGGUUAUGGAUAUGCUGGGGCCUAGUCUAUGGGAUGUAUGGAAUAGCAAUUCACAUUCAAUGUCAGUUGAAAUGGUUGCAUGUAUUGGCACUGAAGCGAUUUCUAUACUGGAGAAGAUGCAUUCUAAAGGAUACGUACAUGGGGAUGUAAAGCCUGAGAAUUUCUUACUUGGGCCACCUGGGACUCUUGAGGAGAAGAAACUGUUUCUUGUUGAUCUUGGUUUAGCCACCAAGUGGAAGGAUAGUGCGACAGGGCUGCAUGUGGAAUAUGAUCAGAGGCCAGACGUUUUCAGAGGGACAGUUCGCUAUGCCAGUGCUCAUGCUCACCUAGGAAGGACAGCAAGCAGGAGAGAUGAUUUAGAAUCCCUGGCAUAUACAUUAAUCUUUCUUCUCCGAGGUCGUCUACCUUGGCAAGGAUACCAGGGAGAGAACAAGGGCUUCCUUGUGUGCAAGAAGAAGAUGGCUACAUCUCCAGAGACUCUGUGUUGCUUCUCUCCCCAGCCAUUCAAACAGUUUGUUGAGUACGUGGUCAACUUGAAGUUUGAUGAAAAACCUGACUACGCAAAAUGCAUUUCCCUUUUUGACGACAUAGUAGGACCUAAUCCAGAUAUCAGACCCAUUAACACUGAUGGAGCUCAAAAGCUUAUAUACCAGGUAGGUCAAAAGAGAGGUCGUCUGAUGAUGGAAGAAGAGGGUGAUGAACAACCAAAGAAGAAGAUCAGAAUGGGAAUGCCUGCAACACAGUGGAUCAGCGUCUAUAAUGCUCGGAGACCUAUGAAGCAAAGGUACCAUUACAAUGUUGCCGAUGUAAGGCUUGCACAGCAUAUUGAGAAAGGGAAUGAAGAUAGUUUAUUCAUUAGUUGUGUUGCAUCUUGUUCAAAUCUUUGGGCACUUAUCAUGGACGCAGGCACUGGUUUCACUUCUCAAGUUUAUGAAAUGUCUCCAAAUUUUCUUCACAAAGAAUGGAUAAUGGAACAGUGGGAUAAGAACUAUUAUAUUACUGCAUUAGCAGGGACAAACAGUGGUAGCUCUUUAGUCGUAAUGUCUAAAGGCACACAGUAUGUACAACAGUCUUAUAAAGUUAGCGAGUCAUUUCCUUUCAAGUGGAUAAACAAAAAAUGGCGUGAAGGUUUCUAUGUCACCACAAUGGCAACUGCUGGAAGUAGAUGGGGAGUUGUCAUGUCCCGAAAUGCUGGCUUCUUGGAUCAGGUUGUCGAACUUGACUUUUUGUACCCUAGUGAAGGCAUUCAUCGAAGGUGGGAUGGCGGUUUUCGCAUAACUGCUACUGCUGCAACAUUGGACCAAGCUGCCUUUGUUCUUAGUGUACCCAGAAGAAAGCCUGCAGAUGAGACACAAGAGACACUUAGAACAUCUGCUUUUCCUAGUCAACAUGCGAAGGAGAAAUGGGCAAAAAAUCUUUACAUAGCCUCUGUCUGUUAUGGCCGCACAGUUUCAUGAUGUUCCACUUUCUAUUUUGGGUUGGACAGGCGUAAUUGGCUCGAGUAAACAUUACAUCAUGCUGUUUCUUAAAGGCUAGGAAGAUGUUGAAGAUGCAGAAGGCGUCUUCUAAUGUGUUUAGGCUAGAGAAUUUGAGGUGCGAGCUUCAUUCAAGAUUGUCAUCUUAAUAUUGGCCACAUCUAACAUGUGGUGCAGUAUAGAUGCCAAGUCCUUUGAUGCCUUGCAUGAUCUGUUGCAAUUAGAGCUGAUUUGAUGUAGUUAGCGUUAGGUUUGUACAGUCAAUAAACGGCUACCUGUAGGUAAUUUUCAGGGGAGUUAAAAUGUCUAUCAGAUGUAAUUUUGCACUUAACUGAUGGCAUUGUUCCUCCAUUUUGUCUAAUUAACUGUAUCAUCUAUAAUCAGGAGCAUCUAUUUAAACUGCUACAAUUUGUUCUCUAUUUGUUCAA
Molecule: messenger RNA, 2726 nt
Organism: Musa acuminata AAA Group (dessert banana)
Lineage: Eukaryota; Viridiplantae; Streptophyta; Magnoliopsida; Zingiberales; Musaceae
Product: casein kinase 1-like protein HD16
Exons: 17
Coding region: 220-2280 (686 amino acids)
Biological process (GO): endocytosis; signal transduction; peptidyl-serine phosphorylation
Cellular component (GO): nucleus; cytoplasm
Molecular function (GO): protein serine/threonine kinase activity; ATP binding
Source: RefSeq, a predicted model, not a curated record